AUGUCAGCAUUAGAGAGCUUGCAGGAGCAGAUUUGCUAUGUGGAAUGCUGCAUUUGCAAUACCAUCUUACUUGUUAUCGUUCCUUACAACAGCUUGGCAAUGGCGGUGGCAAUCAAUUGCGGUCACUGCGAUAACAUCUUCUCUCUCAACACGCUACACCUCUUUCCAUCAAUCAACCAACAACGUAAAAUGGUUGCGGACGAAGAUGAUGAUGACGAUGCAGACAGGGAUUAUGUAUGGUGCAACCAUGUUAUCCAGAAACCACCGGAAAAGAAGAAACGCGGUCCGACUGCAUACAAUCGCUUCAUCAAGUACGAAAUCAAGAGGCUCAAGGCUGAGCAUCCCAACAUCACUCACAAGGAAGCUUUUAGUGCUGCUGCCAAAAAUUGGGCACAUUGCCCACAAAGAGAGUAUAGAGAUGGACAAGUCAGUGCUUGUGACGAAGGAGACAUGGUCAUGCAAUCCAUUGCCCAUCAUGAGGUGCAUUUUCUUGGCAAUGCUUUACAUGAAACAAAGGCAUUGAGACAAUGUGGUUGAACCACAACACCUUUCUAUUGAAGGGGUCAAUUUCUCGGGCAACGCCAUUCGAAAAGAGAGAAUUGCAAGUGGUGAUUAAGGAGGGGCUUGAUGAAAAUUGAGUUUUAUUUUCUCUCUUUCUUUUUAUAGAUUAUGAAUUGACUUCAUU
Molecule: messenger RNA, 685 nt
Organism: Salvia hispanica
Lineage: Eukaryota; Viridiplantae; Streptophyta; Magnoliopsida; Lamiales; Lamiaceae
Source: RefSeq, a predicted model, not a curated record